AUGUUGCCAAGGACCGACACGGGCGCCUCGGAGGACAUGACAGACUCCGGCUACCCGUCCACGGUGAGGGAGUGGAAGCGGGGCAGCUCCUUGAACGAUGCGCCGGUGGUCUUUCAAGGCCAGAAGACGGAGGCUUUGCAGCAAAGCACCCACAAGGAUGUCCUGAGCCACGGCGCAUUCUACUUCGACCGUAGCACCUUUCACGAAAGCCGCACCCGUGCGGUGACCUUCUACACCCAUGAGUAUUUGUGGCUUCAUGACGGGCAGUGGAAGAAAGUGGAGGUGCCUGAUGACAUGAACCUGUCCUUGCUGUCGAUCAACAUGGAUCGCUUCUUCGCCAAUGACCUGAAGGACUUGGAGGAGGGCCGCUGGCUGAAUCGUGGCAUCGACACGUCGUUGGGCAUGGAGAGCGUCUCCAUCUCCGCCGUGGAGCCGGAUGUCUCGGACGAGCUUUGGGUCACCGUCUUCGGGUACACCAGGCCAUCCACCUUGUUCCUGAUGACUGCAGAUGAGCUUUGCAACGGAAAGUUGCCAUCGAUGACACCGUUGAAGUCAUUGCCCGCGUUCUUCAACGCCGAUGAUAUUGAAGUGCAGCAAUUUUUUGCCACUUCUUUGGAUGGUACCAAGGUGCCAUACUUUCAGCUCAGCAAGAAGGGCAUGGCUUAUGACGGGUCAAACCCUGCACUGCUCUAUGGCUACGGUGGCUUCGAGAUUUCUCUCACCCCAGUCUACUCGGGCGCUCGCGGGAUCGCGUGGCUGGAGCACGGCGGCGUGUGGAUCGACGCCAACAUCCGCGGGGGCGGGGAAUAUGGACCCCGGUGGCACCAGGCAGCCAAGAAGGACGCCGCGCCCGAGGCCGCGGCACCAGACGCCGCGCCGGAGAGCCCGGUGGCAGCGCCGGCGGAAGCCGAACCGGAGGCCGAACCGGAGGAGCAGCCUGCGGCCCCCGCAGAGACCCCGGCGGCGCCCAUUGUGCCGGCUGCACCUGUCGCCCCUGUGCCUGCGGCUCCCGCACCUGUUGCCCCUGUCGCCCCAGCGGCACCAGUGGCUCCUGUUGCCCCAGCGGCACCAGUGGCUCCUGUCGCCCCAGCGGCACCAGUGGCUCCUGCUCCUGCAGCACCAGCACCUCAAGCACCAGUUGAAGAUGUUGAGGUUCCGCAGGCUCCCGAACAUUUGGAGGGCGACGAUUUGAUCGCGUUCUACCGCGAAGCACACUUGGAGAGUUUGGCCGAUGCCAACCUCAUUGGCCAGAAGGGCGCCUGGCUCUAUGGCGACUACAUCAAUGGGGUGCCGGGCGUCACCAACGCUGUAGCCUGCGCGACGGCCUGUGAGAACGACGAGAAAUGCUUCCAUUGGAAUUUCCAGGUCAUCAGCAAGCGGUGUGAUCUCAAGGUCGCAGAAGAUUUGCUGAAACGCCAAGUGACCAGCCGCUCGUUGCUGGCGGUCCAGGGCGGCUCCAAUGGCGGUCUGCUGGUCGGAAACAUGCUGACGCGGGAGAAGCGGGAAUUGUUGGGUGCAGUGGUUUGCCAAGUGCCUUUGCUGGACAUGAAGCGCUUCAGCAUUUUGCUGGCUGGCGCCAGCUGGAUGGGAGAGUAUGGUGAUCCAAGCACCAGCGAUUGGGACGACUUUCUGCAUAAGUACUCACCUUAUCAUCUUGUGAAGGAAGAUGCCACCUAUCCCGCAGCCUUGUUCGUGACCUCCACGAAAGACGAUCGCGUCCACCCAGGCCAUGCCCGGAAGAUGGUUGCCAAGCUCUUAGGGCAUGGCACGGCCAAGGACAUGUUUGUGAAGGGCUUGCUGUGGUGA
This is a messenger RNA of Durusdinium trenchii, 1806 nucleotides long. NCBI's taxonomy places the organism in Eukaryota, Dinophyceae, Suessiales, Symbiodiniaceae. The record is from the annotation of a GenBank genome assembly.